ACAGCAAAACCCGGAACUCUCGUGGCUGUCGGUGGCCCGGCACCCACGUGGGCUGGGCUGGGGGUCGCGCCGCUGGUCCGGCAGGAGAGAGGCGCCAUGGGCAAGCUGCGCCGGCGUUACAACCUCAAGGGGCGCCUGCAGGCGGGCCCCGACCCCUCGAAGGGGCCGCCUGCGCCGCCCGCGGUGCGGCUGGAGCUGGAGGACAAGGACACACUGAAAGGAGUGGACGCCAGCAAUGCCCUUGUGCUGCCCGGGAGAAAGAAGAAGACGACCAAGGCCCCUCCCUUGUCCAGGAAGGAGAAGAAGCCUUUGACCAAGAAGGAAAGGAAAGUGCUGCAGAAAAUCUUGGAGCAGAAGGAGAAGAAGAGCCAGCGAGCGGAGAUGCUGCAGAAGUUGAGUGAGGUCCAGGUGUCGGAAGCCGAGAUGAAACUCUUGUACACCACGUCUAAGCUGGGCACUGGCCACCGCAUGUACCACAGCAAAGAGAAGCCCGAUGAAACAGCAGCACAGGGCCACCAGAAGAUCAGCAGCCUCGUGGGGGCUCACCGGAAGCGCCCCCACUGGCCAGCAGAGGAGGAGGCUGAGUCCUCGGGGGAUUCUGGGCCUGAGGAGACGGGGGAUUCUGAGCCUGAGGAGAUGGCUGCUGAGGCCACCACAGCACAGCUUCCACCGGCCCCAGCUGGGGGUAGGCAGGAGAGCCCUGCACCCCACGGGCAGCCCUCUGCAGCUACAGCAUCUUCUCCCUCAAAGGGAGCAACCUCCAAUCUGCCAAGGCCCCUGGCGAAGCCCGCCGUGUUUGUCCCCGUGAACCGCGUGCCCGAGAUGCAGGAAGAGCGGCUCAAGCUCCCGAUCCUCGCGGAGGAGCAGGUGAUCAUGGAGGCGGUGGCCGACAACCCUAUCGUCAUUGUAUGUGGCGAGACGGGGAGUGGGAAGACCACACAGGUGCCCCAAUUUCUCUACGAAGCAGGCUACAGCAGCGAUGACAGCAUCAUUGGUGUCACAGAGCCCCGCCGAGUGGCUGCCGUGGCCAUGUCCCAGCGAGUGGCCAAGGAGAUGAAUCUGUCACAGAGGAUCGUCUCCUACCAGAUCCGUUACGAAGGAAACGUGACCAGUGAGACCAGGAUCAAGUUCAUGACGGAUGGUGUAUUGCUCAAAGAAAUCCAGAAGGACUUCCUGCUGCUCAAGUACAGGGUGGUGAUCGUGGACGAAGCCCACGAGCGCAGCGUGUACACGGACAUUCUCCUCGGCCUCCUGUCCCGCAUCGUGGUCCUCCGGGCAAAGAGACACCUGCCCCUGAAGCUGCUCAUCAUGUCGGCUACACUGAGGGUGGAGGACUUCACCCAGAACCAGCGGCUCUUCCCCCAGCCGCCUCCCGUCAUUAAGGUGGAGUCCAGGCAGUUCCCCGUGACCGUGCACUUCAACAAGCACACGCCACUGCAGGACUACAGCGGCGAGUGCUUCCGGAAGGUCUGCAAGAUCCACCGGAUGCUGCCUGCAGGUGGCAUCCUGGUGUUCCUUACGGGGCAGGCGGAGGUGCACGCGCUGUGCCGCAGGCUCAGGAAGGCCUUCCCAGCCUCCAGGUCCCGGGCACCAGAGAAGGAAGACAAGAAGGACUCGGUGGAGGAAAUGCGGAAGUUCAAGAAGUCCCGGGCUAGGGCAAAGAAGGCUCGGGCUGUGACGCUGCCCCAGAUCAAUCUGGAUAACUACUCGGUGCUGCCAAUGGGCGAAGGCGAUGAGGACAGGGAGGCGGAGAUGGACGACGAGGAGGAGGCCCUGGGCUCCGACCUUGAUUUGGACCUGGGGGAUGACGGGGAUGACGGAGGUGAGCAGCCGGACACCUCCCUGCCCCUCCACGUGCUCCCGCUCUACUCCCUGCUGGCCCCCGAGAAGCAAGCGCAGGUCUUCAGGCCUCCCCCAGAGGGGACGAGGCUGUGUGUUGUGGCCACCAACGUGGCCGAGACGUCCCUCACCAUCCCAGGCAUCAAGUAUGUGGUGGACUGUGGAAAGGUCAAGAAGCGCUUCUAUGACCGCGUCACGGGUGUAUCCUCCUUCCGUGUCACCUGGGUCUCCCAGGCAUCAGCUGACCAGCGAGCAGGCCGCGCAGGCCGGACAGAACCAGGCCACUGCUACAGGCUGUACUCCUCUGCGGUCUUCGGUGACUUUGAGCAGUUCCCUCCUCCUGAGAUCACCCGCAGGCCCGUGGAGGACUUGAUUCUGCAGAUGAAAGCUCUCAACAUUGAGAAGGUCAUCAACUUCCCCUUCCCAACGCCUCCCUCCACGGAGGCCCUCGUGGCUGCUGAGGAGCUGCUGAUCGCACUGGGGGCCCUGCAGGCUCCCAAGCAGGCAGGAAGGUUGAAGCAGCUGCAGAGGUCCCGGCUGAGCUGCCCCAUCACGGUGCUGGGCAGGACCAUGGCCACCUUCCCUGUGGCACCCCGUUAUGCUAAGAUGCUGGCGCUGAGCCGGCAACACGGCUGUUUGCCCUAUGCCAUCGCCAUUGUGGCUGCCAUGACGGUGCGGGAGCUGUUUGAGGAGCUGGACAGGCCAGCAGCCAGCGAGGACGAACUUGCCAUGCUGAAGGCCAGGCGGUCACGGGUGGCCCAGGUGAAGCGGGCCUGGGCGGGGCAGGGAGCCUCCCUGAAGCUCGGUGACCUCAUGGUGCUGCUGGGUGCCGUGGGAGCCUGCGAGUAUGCCGGCUGCUCGCCCCAGUUCUGUGAGGCCAACGGGCUGCGGUACAAGGCCAUGCUGGAGAUCCGGCGCCUGCGGGGCCAGCUGACCACUGCAGUCAAUGCCGUGUGCCCUGAGGCUGGGCUCUUCGUGGAUCCCAAGAUGCAGCCACCCACUGAGAGCCAGGUGACCUACCUGCGACAGAUGGUGACGGCCGGCCUGGGUGAUCACCUGGCCCGCAGGGUGCAGAGUGAGGAGCUGCUGGAUGAGAAGUGGAGGAACGCCUACAAGACCCCUCUCCUGGAUGACCCUGUCUUCAUCCACCCCAGCUCCGUCCUUUUCAGAGAGCUCCCCGAGUUCGUGGUCUACCAGGAAAUCGUGGAGACCUCCAAGAUGUACAUGAAAGGUGUCUGCACCGUGGAGGUCCAGUGGAUUCCAGCCCUGCUGCCCUCCUACUGCCAGUUUGACAAGCCCCUGGAGGAGCCAGCCCCCACCUUCUGCCCCGAGCAGGGGCGGGUGCUUUGUCACCGGACCAGCGUGUUCUAUCGUGUCAGCUGGCCACUCCCUGCCGUCCAGGUGGACUAUCCAGAGGGCCUCGACCGCUACAAGCACUUUGCGCGGUUUCUGCUGGAAGGGCAGGUCUUCUGCAAGCUGGCUUCCUACCAGGGCUGCCUGCUCUCCAGCCCGAGCACCAUGCUGAAGACGUGGGCCAGGCUGCAGCCACGCACGGAGAGUCUGCUGAGGGCCCUCGUUGCCGAGAAGGCCGACUGUAGGGACGCCCUGCUGGCCGCCUGGAAGAAAGACCCCAAAUACCUACUGGCUGAGUACUGUGAGUGGCUCCCGCAGGCCAUGCACGCCAGUGUCGAGAAGGCCUGGCCCCCCACCUCUGACCGCUGACUGGACACUUGGCUGCAGGACUGGACUGGAGACUGAAGGGGGACUGAAGGGGCUGGCAGCACCCAGCAUGUCCCCCAGCCCCCUGGCCUGCUUCCUUUUUCAUAACUAUUUAUUAUAAGGUGGACAAUUGUCGGACCUCCCAUCUGGUCCUAUGUUAGACGUGUUCUAUGGGCUACAUUAGCCCCCGUGGAACUCAGGACUGGGGGCACCUGCCAGCCCUCCACAGAGCUGUGGAGCCCCUCCCUGUGGCAGAAGGAGCCCCCAGGGCUGCCCAGCCCUGGGCCUUGUCUCCGAGCUGUCCCACGUGGCAGGCCCACCUCACAGCUCCGCUCUCACCUGAGGGCCUCCCUGUGAAAGGCUGGCCACAGGGACUGAUCCUGGACAGGCUGGAAGGCUCCCCACACCCACCCUUUUUAUUUUGAGGACAUGGCCUCCACUGCUGAAACUAGCCUCUCACCUGUGGUGCCUCUGCCUCAGCCUCCCAAGUCUGGGAUGACCAGUGGGAGCCACCGAGCCUGGCAGUGCCCCACCACCUAACUGGUUCAGUUAGGUGGGUGCCGCGCGGUUUUCCGUGUGAGGCGUCCCCAAGGCUCACAUAGGAGGCAGUGUAAGAAGUUCCCAGGUAGAGUAGGUGGCUCCAGGGCCCCACCUGUCAGCAGGAUAGGGACUGGACUAACUAAGGAUAGUGGUAACUAGAGGCAGGAAGGAGGGGUCUAGGGGCUGGACCCCCUAGCGGGGGCAUGCUGUGAGGUUGUAUUUUGCCCCUGUCACGGCUUGCUCUGCUUCCUGGUGCUAUGUCCUGAGCCACUCUCCAUGUCCCUCCACCAUGGCYUCCUGCCGCACUCCGCCCAGAGCUGGGGACCCUCUGUCUGUGGACCAGGACCUGCAGCUGAGCCCCAGGAAACUUCUCUGUUGCUGUCAGUCUUCUGGUCACAGCACAGUUUUGGUCAACUGUCACCACCAUCUGCGUGCCUCACACCCUCCCGUUCAGCUGCGUGACACGCCCAUCCCUCCCCUGACCCUUCCUCCCUGUGGACCUGCGUGCUCCACAGUCCGUGCCCCACAGUCCACACCUUUUCRUUAUUGUGAA
Messenger RNA from Urocitellus parryii (Arctic ground squirrel), 4651 nucleotides. It is a transcript of the gene Dhx37, whose product is annotated as DEAH-box helicase 37. Lineage: Eukaryota; Metazoa; Chordata; Mammalia; Rodentia; Sciuridae. The record is from RefSeq and is a predicted model, not a curated record. Gene Ontology annotation, molecular function: helicase activity; ATP binding; RNA binding. Gene Ontology annotation, biological process: maturation of SSU-rRNA from tricistronic rRNA transcript (SSU-rRNA, 5.8S rRNA, LSU-rRNA). Gene Ontology annotation, cellular component: nucleolus; intracellular anatomical structure.